CCAUAUUAUCACAUCUUCCAUUAAGAGUUUUGCGUUCUGGUCUAUAUAUUUAAUAUGGAUUUAAUAAUGUACAGAAUAACAACUCCGUUUUCGUAUCAGCUGUCUUCGCAGCUUUAAAGCAUUAACCAAAAAUGAGUUUAAAAAUUUUUUUACCUAGAAAGUUAUACGCAGUUAAGGAAAAUUUUAAUAUUUAUGGGGAAAUCAAAAUUAACGAUUGCAAUGCUAUCUCGUAUUACGUGAUAACCGCUAUUGGUUGCCGAGAAAUUACGAGAAAUUCUCAAUUAAUCGCAGAUCGAAAAGAAAUUGAAUUUUCUUCAACGCUGAGACACCUUGGACUUAUAGUAAAUGCUUCGGAUAUACUAAAAGCAGAGCGACGCGAUGUAGCUUUGUGCUUUGCUUACGAUAAUCUAACGCCAAAUAUUUAUUUGCAUAAGUUGAGUAUUAAACUGAAUCAAGAAACCAGUAUUAAUGUUCUCAUUUAUGACGAGGACCAAAUAUUAAAGUUGCAAGACCUAGAAGAAGACCUCGUCCAUUAUGCAGCGUGUACCGGAGGUAAUAAAUUGUGCCCCAACGAUGAUAUGCAGCUACUUUAUCAGCUAGUGAAGCAAAGGAACAGCUUUAUUCAAAUUUCCUCAAACAUUAAACAUCAAUUCCGUAUAACGCAGCUAAUAUAUCGACUAUGCAGAUUGCCUUUUAAUUUUUUAAACAUGUUUUUUACAUUAUGUGUGACAAUGCAACCGUUAAAAUUUAUAUUUCAACGAAUGGUUUUGUACGAACACUAUCAGGAGUGGUUAAAAUUUAAACAUUCGGGUAAACGACACUACAACAUAGUUAUUGAUAAAUUUUUGGGAAUUUGCGUUAUGCUGUUAUUACUAUUUUACUUUUCCCAUCCAGGCGAUUAUCUUAUUGAGACUUCACAUUUCAUUGUUAUUAAAUUAAGAACCCUAUUGAACUCAUUAAGAGGUGCUCCGAUAGGUUUAAAAUUAAAUGUACAACUUAAUGGCUUCCUUCUAGACUGCUUUGGUUAUCACGUUCAUCUCUGGGCUACAUUUUUAGAUCUUAUCGAGCCUUUUGUGAGAAAACUAUUUGUACCGAUAGCUCUAUUAGGUGCCAUGGGAUUAUCUUAUCAGUUGGCUUCAUUAACCGAUUUGAUAACCAUAAUGGGUUUACAUGCUCAUUGCUUUAGUAUUUAUUCAGCUGUAUUGUAUAAAGUAGAGAUUAAGGGUUUACAAGUUCUCUGGAAAGUAGUUUUGGGAAAACGUAAAAACCUUUUAAAAAAUCGGGUGGAAUCUCACAACUACAAGAAUCGUCAACUAUAUCUAACCACUAUAUUUUUUGCUUCGCUACUAUUUUUAUUUCCUACUAUACUUACCUAUUACAUCGUAUUUACUACGUUACGUCUCUGCAUUUUCUUAUUUAAUCUAAUAUUGAAAACAUUGAGGCGUCAUUUGCUGGAAUUUCCGUUUGAAAUGUUAAUACGAUGGUGUUCAGGAAAUCUCUACAAUAUCGAAGCUUUAGAAUUGGAAUAUUUACAACAUAUAAUGCCUCUCGUACGACAACCACAAAUUCAAAUGCCAAUGUUAAAUAUAACAGUUUUUAUUUUGCACAUACAUUCUUCAUCAUUGAGUAGAGUGUUUUCAUCUGAAAGUGGAAUCCUAAAGGAAUUGGAGGCAAAAGAAAAAAACACGAUUAAAAGCAUAUGCCAAGGAAUAUUAGUGGGAAAAUUUUGACUCAUUAAUUAAGCAAGUUUAUAACUUAAAUUUCUUAUUAUUUUUUUUUUUGUUCUUUGUUUUUUCAAUAAACCUCUCUUCAAUGACUCUAUUUUACAUUUAGCUUCAGAAAUUACAUUUUAAAACAAAUGUCCUGUAAACCAAAAUUAUUGUUAUUAACUUGUUUUUUUUUCUUUUUUUUUA
Messenger RNA from Glossina fuscipes, 1913 nucleotides. RefSeq lists its product as uncharacterized. The transcript is spliced from 8 exons. Bases 132 to 1730 code for a protein of 532 amino acids. Gene Ontology annotation, cellular component: membrane; endoplasmic reticulum. Lineage: Eukaryota; Metazoa; Arthropoda; Insecta; Diptera; Glossinidae. Gene Ontology annotation, biological process: GPI anchor biosynthetic process. The record is from RefSeq and is a predicted model, not a curated record.